Molecule: messenger RNA, 2229 nt
Organism: Lolium perenne
Lineage: Eukaryota; Viridiplantae; Streptophyta; Magnoliopsida; Poales; Poaceae
Biological process (GO): proteolysis
Molecular function (GO): cysteine-type peptidase activity
Source: RefSeq, a predicted model, not a curated record
UCAUCGGAUUAGUUAUGAUCUGCCGAGAUCCUCUCAUGUUUCCGAUGCCGACUUCAAGUUUGUUAUGAAGCAUGAUAAAAGCAAGCUGACACUCCAACCCCAUACAUAUGGUGCACGCCCAUUUCGUCCAUUCCACCUCACCCCGUACGCCACUGUGAAUGUAAUCUUGGGAAAUGAAGCAGCGCAAGAACACAUUUUACCGCACAUUGCAGUAUCAAACUCCAACCAUUUAGGGCAGGACGCAUCUCGGCAUUCCAUAGCACAAGAAAAUAAUUUCCCAGAGGAGCUCCCAGAUUACAUUAGGAUUGUCCAUGAGAAGCACAGCAAUAUAUGGCGCAAAGAUGUUGAAAAGGCAGUAACAAGGUUAACGAAAAUCCAUGUCCAGCGCAUGGCCGAGUAUGCUUCUGAUUUGUUUGCAGCUUGCAAGAAUAACACAACAACUCCACAUGGGCCAUUGCCGCCAAGUGCCUCCACGCCCAUCUUCUCGCCACCUAGAGCAUCCACUAGCAUUGCCGGUGCGCCCAGAGAUGAAGAACCCGUGCUAGUCGGAGAAGAUGUGCACGGUUCACAAUUUUGGGAGGAAGCCACUAGGAUUGCGGCUGAGAUAGAACAGAGUGCUGGCAAAAAAACACAUAUGACGGAUCCAUCCUCUACUGCAAAUGCACGUACUGAACAUCAAGACAUCACUGAACCAACUACAGAACUUCGCCCCAUUAACGACAUUGAAUGUCCUACUUUCAACCUUUUGCCAGAAGGUGAAACUUGGACCCAACAUUUUGCAGCCAACAAUCACCCUUCCCCACGAGGUGUUGCCAACAUAGCGACUUCCACAGGAGGAACAUCAAAGGACACAUCAGGUGCUGCAACCAUUGAGACACAUCUUAGUGAUGUGGCCAAACCUAACGCUCCCGAGCCGGCAACUGAAGAACAACUGAUUGCGCAUACUGUUUCUUCUCAAGCAGAUGCUACAGAUAAUACUGCUUCUGAAGCACCAUGCGUUGAUGUUCCCAAGUUUACAUCUCCAGGAACCCAAGAUUCUAAUCAAGCUCCAAAUGCUGAAUGUGGCCAAUCUCCUUCUACAGUUGAAUGCACUAUCGGCACCCAAACUCAAGAUAAGAAAAACAGGAAAAAAAGAGCUUUCCUAGACCGUAAUAAUGAAGCACAACAAAAAAAGCUCAAGAACCUUAAGGUUACUGACAAAUCAAAGGAUGCAUAUGACACCUACAUUCUCAGAAGGUGCAUAAGGAAGCCUGUUGACAAUGAAAAAAGGCCUCCUUUUGUUGACUUUGGAGAAUAUCAUGUCACAUAUGAAGAAUUCCGCGAAGCUUUCAAACCCCGUGGAUGCAUCGACAAAAACGUCAUGGAGCUUUUCAUCCGGGAUUUCAACUUGGUGACCAACAACCAUACAACCAGUGAGCCAUUGUGCACCAAGUUUGCAUUCUCACAAUCUUUGACCACAAAGCUCAUGGUCCAUGAGGAUAAGUUUGACCCUAAAACAUGUAUUACAGAAUUCCAGAAAGUUUACAGAGAUCACCAGCUCAAAUCAAAGGAUAUGCUAUACUUUGCAAUAGUGGACACUAAACAUUGGGUCCUAGUGUGCAUCAACCUUCUCCUCAAACAAGUCAAUGUCCUCGACUCUAUGAUUGGUGUCAAGAAAACUAGAUGCUAUGACAGAGCUGAUUUUCUGGUGAAUAAUUUUAUCAAACUUGCUUCCUUUGCGAACGCAUUUCCUAAAACAAACUUUGGCCAGUUUGUCCAGAACAAUCCUCAGGAAUUGCGCCAGCAGACCACCACAUUUGACUGCGGAGUUUUCGUAAUGAUGUUCAUGACACAAUGGGACGGCAAGAUAAUGAAGCCUUUUGACCAGGAUUUGAUUCAACUUCGGAUGCUCAUCUCCUACAAGAUCCUUACUUCGUCGUUGAACAAAGUUGAUCCGACCUGGGUGUUGAAGAAGAAGAAGUGAUUAUCCGUGCAGCCUGCAUGCUGAGGAAAAAAAUAAAUGUCUGUGCUUCCUUUGAUGUAGAAGCAUAGUUGUAGAUUGCCAACUGCAUCGUUGUUUUCAUCAAUUCCUGUGGAGACAUUGCACUGUCUUUCCAAUAUGUAUACACUAGUGCCUGCAAACUGCAGUAAUAUUUGAAAAAAUAGUAGUGCCUGUGAACUACAAUAAUAUGUGACAAUCUAAUGACGCUUCCGACAUAUUAAAAUUUGUUGGAAGCUCUCUCUGUGAUA